AUGCUGCUGCACAGAUUCAAGAGACAUUACAGUCGUGGUGGGUGUCGUGAAUGCAAACGCCGGAAGAUCAAAUGUGACGAAGCGAAGCCGUCUUGCUCUGAAUGCACGCGAUUGGAUAAAGAUUGUUCUUACCCACAAGUGGGUGAAAAAGUGAUACGAGGGUCAAGUAAGGAGGCUGGAGGGAGCAAAAUACGGCAUGGGAAACGUGCAUGGAAUUUUCAAAUGUACAUGGGUCCUGAAAACCCAAAGAAAAGAAUGAGAUGGGAGAAGGUGUCUACCAUGACAGAUACCGCUGAAGCUAGCACGGACAACAAAAACAAUCCUGAUGAGGUACAUAGCGGCACCGUUCAAUCAAACAAUCUCAAUGGAAUAGACCUAUCCACCCGCACAAAUGCUAGUGCUGUUCCGCAGCUGAGAGACGAUGUCAGCCCUUCGUCUUUAUGGUCUGGCGAUGUUUACAGCAGCGACGAUUUGAACUUGUUGGCUGCAGAUUUAAACAACCUUGUGAAUGACAUUAUGUUCAACUCAAAUAUAGUACCCUCUACAGACAAUCAGGAAGAAUUUCCUGACCUUGAUUCGGGGACGACCUCAUCUUUAGAUAAUAUACCAAAUGGACUUCCCUAUGAUAUCAUGUUGGGAAAAACGGAUGACGAAAGACGAUACUUGAGCCAAUUUUAUGAGCGCUUCUCUCUGCAGAAAUUGCCUUUUGGAGUUGACAAUGAUGACCCAGGCUCGUACAGGAAUGCCAUUCGGGAAGUGGUCAUGCAGCACGCUGCUAAAGAACCUUUUCUUCUAGCAGCGGUUUUAUCACAAGGCGCAUAUUCAGCAUCAGAAUUUGAAGCUAAUGAAAGACAACGGCAGCACGAUUUGGAAAAUUGCGGAAAUUAUUUGACCAAUUGUCUAAAGUUACUUGUACCUGCGCUAAAUCGAACUCACGAAAAGCAGGUGAAGGGUGAUAUGACCUCCAAUAUUGAAAAUAUAUUACUCACAGUUUUGUCACUAGCGAUGUCCAAUGCUUGUAAUGAGAAGCAAAGUUGGCGUCCGCACUUGAAGGGGGCUAAGGAAAUAAUCAUGAAAGCUACAAGUAGCAAAAUUCGACUGUCGCCAACCUUGAUAUUGUGCAAAAUGUGGUUUGCUGAUUUUGAGGUUUUAGCAGGGCUAAGUUCUGGGAUGGGUGGUACCCUUGGAUCAAAAGACGAGAUGGAUUUAGUGUUUAAUUUCGAAGACCAAUACGAACAAUCUGUCUUGAGAAAUUUCGGGUUGGUACAAGAUAAUGGGUUUUGUGUGGUCACGGGAUAUCACAUCGUGUGUCUUGGAUAUUUCAGAGACCUUUGCGAUUUGCUUAGGCGAAAAAGAAGUGAGCCAGAGAAGAUCCCUGAUCCGUUCGAGUAUAUGGACUUAAUCAGUGGCUUAUAUGCACAAUAUCAAGUCAAAUUUGCGCGCUUAGAGUCGACUUCGAAGGGACCCGUCUUGCGUGGGUCAUUGUGCGACACGGUACAAAAGUCCGAUGGUACAUUUAAGACUGUUUCCUGGAUGGAUUUGUCUCAACAAGCGUUCACAUUAGCUGGCUUGGUAACAACAUUCACUCGAUUGCUUCAUAAUCCUCCUGAGUCGCCUCAUUUAAAAGGUCUAGUCACCAAGAUGGUGGAUUUGAUUAAAGUGUUUCAAGAUUGUAAGUCCCAGGAUAGCACAAGGUUUCCAUUUACUUUCCUGAUGAUCCAAUGGCCAAUAUCAGUUGCAGGUUUCGCCUGCACUGAACCGCUGCAGUAUUCUGUUAUUGAAAACUUUUUUGAAAUGUGCUCCCGAACUGGUUCGAAUAGUGCCAAUUUGACUUUGAACCGCAUUAAAAAGGUAUGGGAGCUUCGUGAGGCAGGAGAGGUUGUGGAUAGUAUUAAUGGAGAGGGAAAUGUAGAUAUAAUAUCGUAUUGA
This is a messenger RNA of Lodderomyces margitis, 1929 nucleotides long. RefSeq names its product Zn(II)2Cys6 transcription factor. The transcript has a single exon. The record is from RefSeq and is a predicted model, not a curated record. Lineage: Eukaryota; Fungi; Ascomycota; Pichiomycetes; Serinales; Debaryomycetaceae. Gene Ontology annotation, molecular function: zinc ion binding; transcription cis-regulatory region binding; DNA-binding transcription factor activity, RNA polymerase II-specific. The coding region runs from base 1 to 1929 and encodes 642 amino acids. Gene Ontology annotation, biological process: positive regulation of transcription by RNA polymerase II. Gene Ontology annotation, cellular component: nucleus.